Molecule: messenger RNA, 1236 nt
Organism: Mytilus californianus (California mussel)
Lineage: Eukaryota; Metazoa; Mollusca; Bivalvia; Mytilida; Mytilidae
Exons: 3
Coding region: 1-1236 (411 amino acids)
Biological process (GO): adenylate cyclase-activating G protein-coupled receptor signaling pathway
Cellular component (GO): plasma membrane
Molecular function (GO): G protein-coupled receptor activity; UDP-glycosyltransferase activity
Source: RefSeq, a predicted model, not a curated record
AUGGCGUACAAAUUAAAUCUGCCGUUUAUUUCUUUAGGGGCCUUUAUUGACCCUUCAGUGAACAGAGUGCCAUUUAACCCAUCAUUCAUGCCAACACUGUUUUCUAGUUUUAGUGAUAAAAUGACUUUCCUUGAAAGAAUUAUAAAUACUGUUAGAUAUCUAAUGCUAUCAUUACGUCCUUCAGUACCUUCUUUUGAGAAUUUAUCAGAACGAUAUGUACCGGAAAAACAAAGUAUUUCUAAUGAAAAAAUAAAACAAAAGUCCUUAAUGUAUAUUGCUGAUAAUGAUAUGUUAUUGGAAUUUCCACAUCCAGUCCCGUCAAAUGUCAUUAUGUGUGGUGGACUUGCUGCAACACCUGCGAUUCAGUUACCUUACAAACUAGAUGAUUUUGUUCAAAGUUCCCAAGAUGGCAUCGUAGUUGUUUCAUUCGGAAGCAUUAUUAAAACUCUUCCAACGAACACAUUAGUGAUUGUUCUUGCUUUAUCUUUCCGAACUUCAAAUCACCGAUUUUUCAGCAGGACCAAAAGCGAGCGUCUUGUAGUUUACAUGGCCAUAUGCGAUGGUCUUUUUAAUCUGACUCAUUCAUUGGAACAUUUGCAGAUAUACAUUACAAAGAACCAUGUACAGCCACGAGAACUUUGUAUGUUUUACUCCUUCGUCAUUGGGGAGUUCAUAUCCGCACAAAUGUUCAUGGUCAAUGCGGUUUCUAUUAAUGCCUUUAGUAUGAUAUACCUGAGAAAAGAUAUACAUUUGGGAAAAUAUGACUGGAAGCUGUUGUUGUACACUUUUGGUAUACCAUUUGUUGUUCAUCUGGUGUCAGCUUUUCUUGGAAAGCUUGGUCCAACAGGGAUUUCAUGCCAUUUUGAUGCCAUUAAAGGUGCGGAUUUAUUGUUUUUUUACUCCACGAUGCUUACAUUCGUUGUAAUCGUCGUAAACAGCAUACUUUAUAUUGCCACGUGGAUUAGAAUUUACAAGGAAAGUACGGAAAUAGCAAACACACUAGGAAGUGCCGCUCAGUCUAUUAAAUGUGUCCACAAAUCUGCAAGGAAUAUGUCACUGUUCGUCGCUGUAUUUUUGAUACAAUGGUUUCCAUUGGCCGUGUACUCUAUAACUGCCCUACUUGGAGAAAUACCGGAAGUAAUUAUGUACCUGGCUAUUUCCUUCACAAAUAUCGGAGGAGUUCUGAAUGGAAUGGUUUUUAUCAUUAUCAAACGGCGAAAAGAACAUCACAAAUGA